Molecule: messenger RNA, 705 nt
Organism: Phycomyces blakesleeanus NRRL 1555(-)
Lineage: Eukaryota; Fungi; Mucoromycota; Mucoromycetes; Mucorales; Phycomycetaceae
Exons: 1
Coding region: 1-705 (234 amino acids)
Source: RefSeq, a predicted model, not a curated record
AUGACCAGUGCUUGCUACAAAGAUGCUAAUGUGAAAACAUACAAUCGAUCUUAUUACUAUGAGAUUUAUAUUCAAGCCAGUAUCUUGGAAUAUGGUCAUAACCGCCCCACGACUGAUGAUGACAAUAUAUCAAAUACCCUUUUACUCGUGGAAACCAUCAUCAGUAUAAAACCUACACUACUCAAGCACGAUUCUCAAAGUUCCUAUGAGAAUACGAACCCACCUGUAGUACACAAAAUAUAUGAGAAGAAAGGACCCUAUAUCAUUCGACUAACAGUCGAGAUGAGCAGUAAUUUAAAGAGUCCUUCCGAGAGAAGAUUUAGAGUGCCUAGCAGAUCGAUACCAUACAGCCCACACCGAGAAUCCGAGCCUUUGGGAGAUCCGAGAGAUUCGAGACUAAAACCGAGAUUGACCCCGAGAUCGACAUCAAAACCGGAACCAUCCUCAGUAGGAGGGCCUUCAAGCAUGACUGAUCCACUCAAUACAAUGCCACUUUUUGAUUCCGUAUCACAAAAUGUAUCACCAGAUGGCUCUGUUCAAGAGAAAGGUAACGAAGACCAAGGAAUACUCACAGGCACUGAAGAGUAUCCCACAGCCUCAGCAAAGACUGCAUUCAUACAAAAAAUUACCGAUAUAUUUGAGGAUAAUUUCUUGAGCAAGGAACGCAGUGAUUACUUUAGCAGAAAAAGAAGACAUCUUGGUUGA